AUGGACCAAAUCCAAGACCUCAAGACUCCUUCCUCCCUCCAGAACCUCAUCUCCGAGACCCAGUCCAGUCCAGACUCUCCAAUAGCACUUAUACAAUUCUACAACGGUCCAUCCUCGAUCCAAUGGGCCGCUAGUACACUUUACCAAAACCAACAAAUCCUUCAACACUUCUCCAAAGAAAUAUCCUCUGGCUCUUUGAUAUUCGCAAGAAUUGAUGGAUCUAUUUUACCCUCCGCGGGUGGGAAUGGUAACAGUCAGAUUAGGCUGGAUACCAAUUACGAAGUCUCGUAUGGAAUCUUCUGGCAGGGCAAACAACAGGUUUAUGAGGUUAAUGCAUUGGGAAAGGGAGCAGAAGGGGUUGUGAAGAGGGAGGUGGAGGCCUUGUUGAAGAUGAGGGGGGAAAUGAUGGAUGUAGAAAGGACAAGAGCGGGAAAGAGAGGGGUUGUGAUUGGUGGUAAGUCACCGCUAUAA
Messenger RNA from Orbilia oligospora ATCC 24927, 471 nucleotides. RefSeq lists its product as uncharacterized. Lineage: Eukaryota; Fungi; Ascomycota; Orbiliomycetes; Orbiliales; Orbiliaceae. The record is from RefSeq and is a predicted model, not a curated record. Bases 1 to 471 code for a protein of 156 amino acids. The transcript has a single exon.